UAGACAGACAGCAGAGCGCAUCAAGCAACAAGUACCCAAACCCGUCGCUGAAAUAGUGCAAUAUUUCUUAUUUCUGUAUUGAGAGACAUGGAUUACCAACUUUUGGGGAAAUUUUGAAUCGACACGCACUUUAUAAUUAUGAUGUCACCGCUUAGUUUUAUUGCAGUUUUACAAAAUGUUAAGUUUUGGGAGAACGUUUUCUUUAUUGGAGACAUGGACUAAUAAAUACCCAGAGAAGAAGAUAGCUUUUUUUUUCAGCAUCUUGGAAUAAUGAUUUAUGCUUUCUGGAUCGAUCGUUCAUUGGGGAUUUAAACAACAAUAAUCAUUAUAUAUAUGUAUAUAUAUAUAUAAUCUAUUUGUAGUUGUAAUCAAGCCAUGGAACUAUUAUUCGAAAUUCUGUUUGUAACUACUUUUGUCACUUUGAUUCGGGUUAAUGGUGAAGUAAAGCCAAAGCCAUCCAAGCAUCCAGGCCUGCAGGUCUUGGCCACGGCCUCACACUAUUGGCCGCUGGAUUCGGUGGACGGGAUCCAUGGACUGUGGGACCAGAUUGGAAACAGACCAGGUCAUGUUAAUGGAAGUGAUAUAACUCUCCAAAUCCACAAGCACACUGUGCUCCCUUCCUCCCAUAACUCUUCCUCUGUGUAUACCAAUGACUCUGCCUACACUAACAUUUCUGCAACAGUAGACAUAGUUGAAGGGAUGGUCAACAAGGGCAUCUAUCUGAAUGGAGAUAAUGGCGGCACCUUUCUCCACUUUGGGAACUACCAGAACUCCUGCAUUAGUGACCCAACUCUGUGUGGUCCUGAGGGAAUAACAUUUUCCUUCUUUUGGAAGAACCAGGAGGCAGAGUCACGUUUUGCAAUAGCCUCUGGAGGGAAAGUCAUCUCCAAUGGCUUCUCUGUCUAUGCCAAUGCCUACGCUGGAUACGUAGAGUUCUACACACGAGGCAACUCGAAGAGGUGGAGGGCUAACAUCAAUAUACCAGGGCCCUUCUGGACCCACAUUCUGUUCACUUGGACCCUGACGGACGGUCUCAACAUCUACAUCAACGGGACGUUCAACACCAGCGACCCCACUGGCAACGUGUCCAUGAACUAUGGGGACCCUUACCCUGACCUGGUCAUUGGGACAGGAAAUGAGCAGUCCUAUGGACACUACGUGACAGGGGCCUUUGAUGAGUUUGUCAUCUGGGAGAGGGCCCUGUCACCAGAGGAGAUCCUCAUGUACUACAAAGCUGCCAUAGGUGAUACUUUGACUUACCCUACCACAACAAGCGUUCCUAAAGAAGUCUCCUCUACGAUGCAAACACUGGGAGUCGCAGAUGUGUCCUAUUCUAUCAUCACCAAGCUGAGUGAGGAGAUCCACAGCUCCCAGGACCCCGUGCCCAUGUUAGGCUUCCUGGAGUCUCUGCCAUUCAGCCUGCCCAACAAGACCAUCCCCCACGACACUGCCGACAACUUCACACAGGCUUUUCUGAAGAGUGUGGAGGAGGUGUUGUCUUCUGAAGUGGCCAGGGAAGAUGAGGAGUCCAGCCCAGUGGUCAGUGGGCUGAUUGAGACAGUGGACAACGUGAUGGUCCAGAUGGUGUCCAGCCUGGAUUCCAGCCCCAGCCCCCAAUCUCUCAUCUCACUGGGAGGAAAGUCCUUUGUAGCAGAUUACUCUCUGAUGAAGAUUCCACAGAACUACAAUCUUCCUCAUUACCGCUUCCCCAUGCAAGGAAAGAACUACAUCUCAGUGCCCGGCGAGGCGUUCACCAUGCAGUCCCAAACCACAAUCGUAGGUCUUUUCUACCACAACAUGCACAACUACUACAGAGAGAUCAGCCCACUCAGGACCAGGAUCAACGAGGCGGCUGAUUUCAAAGACCAUAAGAUCCAGGUGGCCAGUUUCCUCAUCUCACUGAAGGUGGAGCCAUCACCUGCCCUGUCCGUCAACCUGUCUGGGGCUCCGCUCAUCAAGAUCGUCCUCACACACAUCCUGAACAGGGAUCAGCAGGGUCAAGCCUUAAACCAAAGCAACAAAGUGUUCCUCUACUGUGCCUUCCUCGACUACAGUUCAAAGGUGGGUGUUUGGUCCAAUGAGGGCUGUGUGCGGUCCGGAGGGAACAUGUCCUACUCGGUGUGUCUGUGUAACCAUCUCACCAACUUCGCCAUUCUCAUGCAGGUGGUUCCCAUGGAGCUAACCAAGGCCCACCAGGUGGCGUUAUCAACCAUCAGUUACAUUGGCUGCUCUAUAUCUAUCUUCUGUCUGACCAUCACACUGGUGACAUUUGCAAUCUUGUCGUCAGUGAGCACUAUCCGUAACCAACGCUACCACAUCCAUGCCAACCUGUCCUUUGCCAUCCUGGUGGCCCAGAUCCUGCUGCUCAUCAGCUUCUGCUUUGACCCAGGCACGCUGCCCUGUAAGGUGAUGGCUGUGCUGCUCCACUUCUUCUUCCUGAGUGCGUUUGCCUGGAUGCUGGUGGAGGGCCUGCACCUCUACAGCAUGGUCAUCAAGGUUUUCGGCUCAGAGGGCAGCAAGCAUUUCUACUACUAUGGGAUUGGCUGGGGGUCUCCAUUGGUGAUAUGUGUGGUCUCUAUGACAUCAGCCUUGGACAGCUAUGGAGAGGUUGGGAACUGUUGGCUGUCCUUGAAGAAUGGGGCUAUUUGGGCGUUUGUGGCACCAGCACUGUUUGUCAUUGUGGUGAAUAUUGUGAUUCUUAUAUCUGUAAUGAGGAUCAUCUCUCGUAUUAGUUCAGAGAAUUACAAGGUUCAUGGCGAUGCCAACGCAGUCAAGCUGACUGCAAAGGCAGUGGCUGUGCUCCUUCCUAUUCUGGGCAUCUCCUGGAUCUUUGGGGUACUGGCCAUCAACGAUCACGCACUGAUGUUCCAGUACAUGUUUGCUGUUUUCAACUCAUUACAGGGAUUCUUUAUCUUCCUGUUCCAUUGUCUUCUCAACUCUGAGGUCAGAGCUGCCUUUAAGCACAAAACCAAGGUGUGGUCGCUAACCAGCAGCUCCAUUCGCAACAUCAAUGUGAAACCCUUCAAUUCUGACGUUAUGAAUGGAAACAGGGGAGGGGCGAGCCCCACAAAGAUGAACACAUGGGACAAAAGCACCAACUCAGCCAAUCGGAUCGACCUCUCUGCUGUCUAAAACUGGAGGGCAUCACUUCGAGCAAGGGCAGAAAUAGGAUGCCAUGCCAACCAGGGGUUGACUAGUGUAGAUUCAUUGACAGACACUGGCUAAAGCAUUGUGCUGUUGUCCACUGUUAUAUGUGAUAUGACUCAAAAGGAAAAGCUUUAGAUAAGGGGGUAUGCUGUGGUUCAGCUGCAUUGUCAGGAUGUCAUGCGUCUUCAUUCAGACCUCUAUACACAAUGACAGUGAGUAUCCAUUCUUACAGGCAUCUCUGAGCUUAGCUUCCAUAGCCCACAGCCUCCCGCUCCCUUACUCCUUCAACAUUACAAUGAUUUGAUGUAAAGAUGUAACCCCAAAUGGAACAUACUGUAAUCUCCCCCUGAUGACAAACAGACUCAGACUGUGCCUAUCUCUUAUAAAAGACAGCUGGCCAGACCCAUUUAGGGAAGGGAAUUCUGAGGGGACCCAUGGUUUGGGAACAGAGUGAGAUUAUAAUGGCUCUUAACCUUGAGGAUUUAAAGCAUGCCAUUAACUGUUAGUUUUUGUCCACCAUAUUGUGUAUAAUGUCUUGAAAUGUUUCUACCCAAGUAUUUUUCAUGAAUAAUGAUCCAUUUGACCAGAGGCUAUCCAAUGUUUAGCAUUGGUAUAUUUUGUGAUAUGUAAACAUAGUGUAGCUUUUACUUUUUGGAGUGUUAUAGCUACUUUCAGUAUGUAUUAUGGUUAUGACGAAGAGGCUAGUAGCAACCUGGUAAUCGGUUUGUUCUGGUUCAGAAUGGUUAUUCUAAUACAUGAUUAUCACAGGCUCCUGGCUGCAUGGCACACUAAGCAUUAUGUGUUGAACCAAUGAAAAUAAUAAAUUACAAUUAUUUUCUGUUUGAAAUAUUUAAUUUCCAGAAAGUGCAGAACAUUAAAUCUAGCCCCAAAUAAACAUGUGCCUUAUCGUAGGGAUAGUUGAUACAAGGAAGAAUACUUUCACUAAUGUAAAAAGUGUAAUCAAAUGAAGAAAAAAAACAUAGUUUAAUGUAUUUAUUUAUGGAUUUUGUGAUUCUUAACAUUUUUGCAAAGCACCAGAGCAGUCACUCGAAAUAUGUUUUCUUUGUGUGUUGUUUCUUCUUACGAUGAAGAUGAGUUGACAAUGGUAUUUCAUAAUGUACCUCAUGUCUCUGUAAGCUGCAGUAUUUCAUGUUUUUUUUUUAAAUAGAGAAGUAUUAAUUGUGUUAGACACAAUUCUGUGAAUUUUUUUAAUCAGUGUUCCAUUUAACUUUUCAAAUUACGUAGAUCAUUAGAUGUUUUAUGCUUUAUCUUUGAGUAGAGGAUACAUAGUUAUAGGAUAGCAUAUUCAUGUCUUUCACAAACACAAGAGUGGGACUUUGAAUUGAGGCCCAGCAAAUUGUCUUUUGUUGAGUUUCACUGUGAGAUUGGAGAGAAAUGUCUGAUGAGAUGUUGAUGGUUCUGACACUGUACCAACACUUAGUCUCCUACAAUAGGAUUUGCUGUAUGAAAUCAUUUAAAAACACUUCCUAUGACUUGUCUUUUUUCAGUAUUUCAGAACAGACCAUCAUCUUAUGGCCUGUCUUUUGCUUGUUUUCUAAGGUACUUUCUGUGUUUAAGUUUGUUGAAUAAAAAAACAAACAUGAAAACGUAUUGUAUGUAAUUCCUCUCUCAACAGUCCCCAAUAUCCUUCCUACUGUAUGUUAAAAUGAAUAAAAAAUAAUACCGUCUCACGUGCGCUAUCUAUUGGAAGUAUUGAAACUGCAGUAGGCCUAAGAAGUGGCAAUACUAAAAUAAAGAAAAGGAUUGUGGUGGA
Salvelinus fontinalis (brook trout) is the source of this 4921-nucleotide messenger RNA. Its product is annotated as adhesion G-protein coupled receptor D1-like. The record is from RefSeq and is a predicted model, not a curated record. The transcript is spliced from 26 exons. Gene Ontology annotation, molecular function: G protein-coupled receptor activity. The coding region runs from base 376 to 3132 and encodes 918 amino acids. Gene Ontology annotation, biological process: cell surface receptor signaling pathway; adenylate cyclase-activating G protein-coupled receptor signaling pathway. NCBI's taxonomy places the organism in Eukaryota, Metazoa, Chordata, Actinopteri, Salmoniformes, Salmonidae. Gene Ontology annotation, cellular component: membrane.